AAGUUAUCUUCAGCGAAAGGAGCAAGAUACCUCCUAGAUUUAUUUAGAAUUUUUUACUUUUUAUUUAUUUUAGCUGUUUAGUUUGUGUAUAUUUCAGUAAAAAUGGACUGCGUGGACUUUCCGAAAGUUCUACCAAACUCCCCGAGGAGAGCCAGAGGACAAAUCCAGGUCAUCUUUGGACCGAUGUUUUCAGGCAAAAGCACUGAGCUGAUGAGAAGAGUGCGCCGCUUCCAGCUUGCUCAGUAUAACUGCUUGCUGGUCAAAUAUGCCAAAGACACGCGUUACUCAGACACCGGCAUGGCCACACAUGACAAAUACACAAUGGAAGCUGUACCGGCCAGUUGCCUGGCAGACGUGCGGCCUGCGGCGCUGAGAGCGUGCGUCAUUGGUAUCGAUGAAGGACAGUUUUUUCCAGACGUGGUGGAGUUCUGUGAGGAGAUGGCCAACUUAGGGAAGACCAUCAUCGUGGCUGCUUUGGAUGGAACCUUUCAAAGAAAACCAUUCGGAAACAUCCUGAACCUGGUUCCUCUGGCCGAGAGCGUGGUGAAGCUGCACGCCGUUUGCAUGCAAUGCUACAAUGAAGCUGCCUACACCAAGAGGCUGGGGGCGGAGAAGGAGGUGGAGGUGAUCGGAGGAGCUGACAAAUACCAGGCGGUGUGCCGGAGGUGUUACGGCGGCUUGACGGAGGACAAGGAGAACGGCUCUGUCCUCAGAAACGAAACUCCACAACAACAGCCAGCGGGGAAACUGCUGGAGCCUGGAGUUCCCAGGAAGCUCUUCAACUCCCUGCACAUCUGAGGACACUCUACUGCACAAACCUCUGUGUGUCUGUGUGUCUGUGAGAGAGAGUGUGUAAAAUCAAUCAGUAUUGGUUUGAACAAAUGAGAUUAAUCAGCAGUGUUUUUUACAUAUAGUUGUGUGUUAUUGUGUAAUACUACUUGAUAUGAAAAAGCACUUAAAAUGAAUACAAUGUCUAGCUUUACUUGUGACAUAUUUAGUUGCUGUGAUAUCUGAAAUUUUUAGAUCUUAAGCGAUUUGUGACUGAAAGUACUGACCUCAAGUGUUGGACGCAGGUUUGAAUCCUACUUGUUACAGAAUAGAUGUCAGUAUUGUAAAUAGCAAAAAUAUUGUGGGCAAUGGUGGUUUGUGUGAGGAUGUAUUAAAAAAAUCAGUAAACAUGUU
Messenger RNA from Salarias fasciatus (jewelled blenny), 1182 nucleotides. It is a transcript of the gene tk1, whose product is annotated as thymidine kinase 1, soluble. Bases 103 to 798 code for a protein of 231 amino acids. Gene Ontology annotation, biological process: thymidine metabolic process. NCBI's taxonomy places the organism in Eukaryota, Metazoa, Chordata, Actinopteri, Blenniiformes, Blenniidae. Gene Ontology annotation, molecular function: thymidine kinase activity; ATP binding. The record is from RefSeq and is a predicted model, not a curated record. The transcript is spliced from 7 exons.